Molecule: messenger RNA, 3059 nt
Organism: Melopsittacus undulatus (budgerigar)
Lineage: Eukaryota; Metazoa; Chordata; Aves; Psittaciformes; Psittaculidae
Gene: CNKSR1
Product: connector enhancer of kinase suppressor of Ras 1
Molecular function (GO): protein binding
Source: RefSeq, a predicted model, not a curated record
CUGGGCAGGUGAGCGGCUGGAGCCGCUCCUGUUCCGGCCCCGCCGCCAUGGAGCCCGUGGGCACCUGGGGCCCUGCGCAGGCUGCGGCCUGGCUCCGAGGGUUGGACGGUGCCGUGCAGGGUUACCCGUUCGAGGCCUGGGGGCUGGCGGGGCCCGAGCUGCUGGGGCUGGGAGCGGAGGCGCUGGAGGCGCUGGGAGUGCGGAGCCUGGGGCACCAGGAGCUGCUGCUGGAGGCCGUGGAGCAGCUCCGAGCGCUGGAAGCAGGGCUGGGGGGCACCAGCCUGCGGACCCUGACCCGGAGGCUGCGGGACCUGGCGCAGGGCACCCGGAGCCUGGUGCUGGGGGGGCUGCAGGCAGGGGCUGCCCCUCGGCCGCCCUCCCUCACCCUCCUGGCUCACGUCGUGGACCUGGUCCGGGCUGCCAAGGGGCUCUUCUGCUGGCUCAACAGGUACCUGUUCUCCACCCUCAAUGACUUCUCGGCCAGCCAGGACAUCGUGGUGCUCUGCGCCCAGCUGGCAGAGACACUGCAGGCGGACUGUCCUGCGGCCAAGAGGGACACCCGGAUCCUGCAGAUUUGCCAGCACAUCGAGGGUAUCUGUGAGAGCAUCGUGUGCUGCAGCCCCCCGGCCCUGCUGGACCGCAGGGCUGUGCUGCAGCGUGUGGAGCUGCAGGGCAGCCCCCCCGUGUCCCCUGGCACCCUGAUGCUGCCCUGUCCCCUAACGCCACCCUCCGAGCCCUUGGGGAGCACCCCCCACCUCUUCACUGCCCCACUGGGUCUCAACAUCACCUCCACCACCUCCUGCCUGCACUUUGUGUCUGCAGCUACCUCGGAGGCCCUGGCUGCCCAUAGGGGCCUCAUCCUGCCCGGAGAUGAGAUCGUGCAGGUCAAUGAGCAGAUUGUGGUGGGUUGGACACGCGUCAACCUGGCAAAGAAGCUGCUGGAGAACGGGAGCAGAGUGACACUGGUGCUGAAGAAGAUCCCCCUUGACCCACCCGGCUCCCCACCCCCUCCCAGGCAGCAGCUCCUGGAACCAUUUGUGGAUGCUGCAGAGUCCUCCAGCACCAGAAGCAGUGAGUGCAGCCCCAUGUCCCUGACCCCCAGUGCUGCUGACUUUGACUCGGGGCCAGACUCUGCCCUGGACCCUGUCACGGACGAAGAGGCAGGAGAGGACAAGAGCCUGAGGCUGCCCAGAGAGGCUGUGGGGCAGCUGGCAGCACUGCCCUGCUAUGGUAGGAGGGGAGCAGAGGGGGUACAUGGGGUGCAGCGGUUACUGGGGCAGAAGCUGCAGCCCCCAUUGCUGUGUGCAGGUGCUGCAGAGGAGGUGGCGCAGGACAGGGGCUCCCCUCCGGGCACCCCUGCUGCAGAGCUCAGCCCCAUGGCAGCCCCUGCGGAUGGGGCUGGGGGUGCAGAGCUCAGCCAGCACCGUCAGGAGGGCAGCCCCCAGAGAGGACACAGACCCAAAGGGGUGGCGACCAGGCUGAGCCGCCGGCGGGUGUCGUGCCGGGACCUGGGCCGGGUGGACUGCGAUGGUUGGCUCCUCAAGAAGAAGGAGCACGUGGGCUUCAUGGCCCACAAGUGGAAGCGAUGCUGGUUUGUGCUCAAGGGACACACAUUGUACUGGUACCAUCACCCCAACGAUGAGAAGGCUGUGGGACUGCUCAAUGUGGCCACCUAUGACCUGGAGAGCACAAGGGAGCAGAAGAAGAAAUACGUGUUCCAGCUCUGCCAUCAGAGGUACAAACCCUUCAUCUUCGCUGCAGAGACGUUGGCUGAUUUGAGCAUGUGGGUCAGUCACUUAAUAACAGCCAAAACAAAGCACACGCUGGCACACCAGUCAGUCCCAGACAGGGAGGAAGACUGCUACAGUGAGACAGAGGCUGAGGAUCCUGAUGACGAGAGCCCCAGGCCUGGCUGUGACCUGCCAGGGAAGAGGUUACAGAACACCCCAGAUAAAGCCCCACUGCCCCCGGCUUGCAGUGAGCCCAGCAGCCCCCAGCCCUGUGCAUCCACGGAACCUAGUGGGGAGGACCUGGAGUGCCUGAUGCGGAGCCUGAAGCAGGGGGGGGUGUCCCUCAUGGGGCGGCAGCUGACGCAGGAGCAGUACCGCAGGUCCUUCAUCCGCCGCAGCAAGAACCCCCUCAUCAAUGCCAAGGUGCACAUGGUGCGCGCCCUGCAGAGCACGCUCAAGGCGAAGCUGCUGGAGCUGCAGGCGCUGGAGCAGCUGCUCAGUGAUGCUGCCCUCACCUCCGAGAGCUUCUCCCGCUGGAAGCAGGAGCACCAGGAGCUGUACCAGGAGCUGCAGCAGGGCUGGACCAGGCGGCAGGGCCAGGACCAGGACAUGGGGCUUGGGGCUGAGCGAGGCCUCCCCCAGGAGGGGGCUGAACCCUGAACCCCCCCCCGAUGUGUCUGCAGUGCUGUGGGGCAGAGCGGGUGCUGUGCCCAUGCAGGGAUGUGUGCAGGACAUGGGUGAGGCUCAGCCCCCAGCAUGGACCUGCCGCAGGAAACGUGGCUCCUGCUCCAUCCCCUUCCCUUGGCUGGGACCUGCCCUGAGCAGUGACUGUUCCCAAGGAUGUUCUGCCUCACCUGCUGCUGAGGACAUGGGAUAGACCAAGGCUGCAGAUCCCCACUGGGCUUUGGCCUAUCCCCAAUGCUAACCCUCCAUCGCUCCACUUUUCUCCCCUUUGUCUCUCCAUUUUCCUCUCUCAUUACACUUCUCUCUUGCUUCCAUCCCUCUCAUUCUCAGUAUCCCCUUUCCUAGCUCCUUGUGCCACACUUCCCUCUGUACACCACCUCGGAUGCCUCAGAACCUACCUGCCAAAGUGCAGGUGUCCACCCCCUGUUCCUAACCCUAAGUGGCCAGGACAGGAAGCUGGUGCUGGGCAUCACCUGCAGAUGGUGAGCUCCGGACAGUGCCACCACCAUGGCAAUCCAGCCUUGCCUUGCCACCUAAAGGACCCCACCUGGGUCCUGCCCCCUCAGGUGCCCCAAGCCCAGCUCUGAGUGCACCCAUCCCUAAACAGCCAGUGCUAACCUGAAAUAAACUGGUUUUGUGUAAGGA